UAACGAUAACUUGAAAACGAAAUAUGAUAAAAAGUAUUAAGGUGAAAUGGGCCUUGCUUUGGUGUCAUGUUUCAGUGCUCUGUGCAGCCCAGCAUUCAGCCCAGCCAGAGACUCGGCAGGUGAAAGGCAUCGUGGGAAAGUUUCUCUCUUUUCCAGAGAGGGUGUUAAAGUCUGGCAAUUUACUUUAUGGAGACCUUGGCAAUAUUGCACAGGUGUACUCUGGUAAACAAAGUAAUACCAACCUUGUGAAGAGAUUUAAAUACCGCCUUCACUGGAACAAUGUUACUGGAUUCUUCACUUUGUCAGACCUACAAAUAGAGGAUUCUGGGGUUUAUACCGUGGAGAAUGCAGAUGAAGUUGAAAAGAAGACGACACAUACAUUUCAGCUGACUGUGUACUAUGAUCUAUCCAAACCUCAGGUGACGGUCCAUGACAACAGCUCCUGUAGCGUGGUGUGUUCUGUGGAGAACGGGAGAGAGGUGACACUGUCCUGGUACAGAGGAGGGGAGAUACUCAACCAGAGCAGCAGCCCUGACCUGAACAUCACCCUCUCUCUACCUCUCAAGGUGGAUGAACAGAACAGAGACUCUUACAGAUGUGAGGCUGCCAACCCAGUCAGCAAUGAGACCGCUGUUGUUCCAAAUUCCUGUAUAAAGAGUGAUCCCUCCAAGGUGACAGAUGGUGAUGAGAGGACUCGAGGUUGUCUUAUUAUUGCUGUAAUCUGCGUUUUGUUUGCCUCCGGACUUGUUGGACUUGCAAUCUAUCUAAAGAAGGGUAGAAAUGGACACUCACAAGGCAGAUUCACCCGGAAGAAAGCAAGAUGACAUUCAGUAUGCAGAGAUAACUCACAUUAAACCAGCAGAUAACCAGGAGGAGCGAACAGGUAUACAAGGACUGAAGUCAAUUAGAGACAACCCUAACCUUACAUUAGUUUAUGAUACACUCCAGUUACAUCGCAUGGCUGCCAGCGAGGAUGUUAACACUGCAUGAAGGAGCAAAACAGGAAGGUUCUGAGAGGGUGACAUGCUCAUUCACAUCCAAGAGAAGGCUUUACAUCCUAAAGAGGAUGUUAAGACAAAAUUAUAGUAAAUAUUCAUCUAGAAAACGUAAUGGAGGCACAGUUGUUACUGGAGAAAAUUCCCAUUUAACCAUUGCGAUGUUGUUAUCAUUUCAGACUUCCUUUGUUGGUCAUUCUCACAGUCUUUUGUUGAAUUGGGGCCUUGAUGAGAUUCACUGAUACAGACAAAUUCAAUAGCUAUGCCUAGGGUUAUUAGUAGGAUGAUCCCUAUUUUCAGGUGCCCAUUGUCCCAAUUUAUAGGUUAAAACAAAUGGAACCUAUCUUUUAAUCAAAUUCACUAGUGCGUUUGCUAUGCUAAUGCUGGGCCAAAGCUUCUUUUCAGUAUUGUCUGUUCUGUUUAAAUUUAGGUGCCUGCCCUGUAUCUUUUUAUAGCUGGUCAUUGUUUAGCUUGCCAUUGGAUAGCAGCAGUGUACAUGCAAAGCAGAUGUUUGGUGAGAUAAAGCCACCUACUCCUUAGAAGCAAUGGCUGUUAGGCUAUGUUGGAAAACAAAAAGUCCAUAGGUUGAUUUUUUUCCUUUCACCAUGUAGAUUCUAUUGAAACAUUUCUGAGGGGUAGGUCUUUAUUUGCCUUUUGACUCAUAAAGUGAUCUUUGGUGACAUUUUACUCAUUUAUUUUCGCAAAAUGCGAAUUAUUAUUAAGUGUAGUUCAGAUAUUGCUUUGAUGACAACUGUGUGCAUGCAUUUUGAAUGUACGAAAUUAACAGUUUAGUUUAUUAUGGUGGACCAUUUAUUGCUUGUCCUUAUCUACACAGUAUGUAGCUCAUCAUCUCUUAAUAAUACAAUCACUCCCUCCUGCACCCUCCUGCGGACACUCCUAUUAGAGCAUGUUGUGCUCCAACUACGUUAGCCCACAUAUAUAACUGUGAAAAAAUACAAAAUCUACUGACACCAUAGUGAGUUGUUGCACUGGAGGCUAUUUCAUUUUUAUACAUUUGUAUUUCAGAGUAGUUACUGAGACUGAAUAUUAAGAUAAUAUAAUUCACAUUUCACUCUUCUAAAAUAAGCUUAUUACUUAUUCAAACUGAUAAAGUGUACUGAGGUUUUUUUGUUGUACUGAGCUUCAAUAUAUUAAGUCAGACUUACCCAUACAUUCCAUACAUUUCCUAAUGUUAAAUGGUCGUCAAUCCCCCAUACAUGCUUGAAAAAUACUUACCUUAUCACAACCCAAAAAAUUAUUUAAGUUUACUCCAUUGUUUAUAUUUUUGUUGUCACUUGAGUUUUUGUAAACAGUGUAUUACUACAUUAACUUUUAAAAACUGUUAGUCUUUGCAUCCAUAGCUGCAGUCAAGAGUUUGAGAUUGGCACAAUUUCUCCAGAUUCUGGUUUUAAAGUUUGACCUAGAUAGUUUGUGUUUAUGUAUUGAUAUGUAGGCUACGUGUGCCUUUUUUUUUAUUGAUGUUGUUUUG
Coregonus clupeaformis (lake whitefish) is the source of this 2484-nucleotide messenger RNA. Its product is annotated as SLAM family member 9-like. The record is from RefSeq and is a predicted model, not a curated record. The coding region runs from base 24 to 824 and encodes 266 amino acids. The transcript is spliced from 6 exons. NCBI's taxonomy places the organism in Eukaryota, Metazoa, Chordata, Actinopteri, Salmoniformes, Salmonidae.